AUGGGAGUGAUAACGGCCUUCGGCAUGGCUGGCGAAGGGAGCCCCUCCUAUGAACAGUUCUCUCAUCUCUACAGCAUUACCAAGUCCAAGUGUGCCGAUCACGGCGGAUGGGUGCAGGCGAACUGUCUCAGGGCUGCCGAUCGUGGCCACUUUGUCAGCUGGGUACCGACUUCACAGAAGUCAUGGAGGAAUCGGCGGGUGCUCCUCUCGGGCGACUGGGAGUCGCCUUCGGGACAGCCUAUCCGAUUUCGCAUUCCCACAACCUUCCAAAUAGCCGGUAAGUUGAAGCAGCCGAUCGCAACGCAGGCCGAGAUCCAGCAAGUAGAGAGAGUGAGGAGAAAAGUCCCUGCCGAGGAGAGGGUGUAUCCGCAGUUCCUCUUCACCACCAAUUUGAUUCAGGCCCAGCUGGUCGAUCCUGCCGAGAUGACGGAAGAGAGGAGAGCUGCCGAGGCUAAGAGGAUGAACGAGUCCUCCAAGCGCCGCCUCAUGAUGGGCUUCCAGGGGAAGAAAAAGAAAAACCAGCCGCAGGGCUCGGCAUCGGCAGACCCCGAGGACCAGACUCUGGCUGAUCGUCUCCGGCAGCGGUCGGCCCCUCUCCUCGCCGAGGCGCCACUACCGAAGGGACUUCCUCCCGAGCUGCCAACAAACGGCCCUUUACCGUCGACCUAG
Prunus armeniaca (apricot) is the source of this 669-nucleotide messenger RNA. The record is from the annotation of a GenBank genome assembly. Lineage: Eukaryota; Viridiplantae; Streptophyta; Magnoliopsida; Rosales; Rosaceae.